AUGAUGGCCUUCCCUGGGGCGUCGCCGAGGCGAAGGAUUGGAGGGCCCUCUGCGGGCCUCCACCACUUGCUGCCUGGACUGGUGGCCGAGGGGGCCGCGCUCAAGGGCUGCAGGCCGGCCUUCGCCUACCCGGGCCUUCACCUCGAGGUGGGGCCUUCGCCGGGACCCUACGGAGGGGCUCUCCCCGCCGCCGCCGCCACCGCCGCUGUUGUUGCUGCUCCGAACGCGGGGGCGCUGCUACUGCCACCGUCGCAACUACAUCAGCACCACCACCAUCAUCGCGCCUACCAUCACCACCAUCACCUGCACCAUCAUGGGAAUGGACAUCAGCAGCAGCAGCAUCUGCAACACCUGCAACAGCAGCAACAGCAGCAGCAACAGCAGCAGCAAGGGAAGUUGACCCCGGCCUUGCCCCUCGCAAUGCCCCUGCCGCUGGUGCUGCCCAAGGCCCGUGAAGUUCCGUGUCGCCCAAUGCCUUUCCUCCCCAUAGGGGGGGAGCCCUCCAUCUCUCCGUCCCGUCCCCACCAACAUCACCAACAUCACCAGCAUCAACAACAACAACAACAUCAACAACACGGUCAGAACAAUCGACAAAACAAUCAGCAUCAUCAACAGCAAACUCAGAACCAGACUCAAGCUCAGCAACAACGUCAACACCACCACCACCAUCACCGGCAACAACAACAACAGCAACACCAUCAACCACAUCAUCAUCAUCAUCAGCCACAACAUCAAGUGCAACAAAGGUUCUAUUUCUCUGAAGCGGAGCUGCACGCGGUGCUGUACGGGAGGUUGGGCCCGCGGGGAGGGGUCGCAGGGCACGCCAUCUCGGGCCUUCACCUGGGCCUUCCUGCAGGUGUGAGGCCUCAGACUGUGCCACUGGAUCGCGAGUCUCUCAACCUCCCUGAAGGCCUCAGCAUCCUGCACACGUGGCUGGGCACCGAGGCGCACUACGGGGUGUUCUGCACGCGGGGCCUCGUGGCGCGGGGCACGCGCUUCGGGCCCUACGCGGGCCGCGUCGUCUCGCCCAGCGAGAUCAAGACGCACGACGACAACUCGCACAUGUGGGAGAUUUUCGAGGGGGGCCGCCUGAGCCACUUCAUCGACGGGCGCGGCGCGGCGGGCAACUGGAUGUCGCUGGUGAACUGCGCGCGGAGCUCCUCCGAGCAGAACCUCGUGGCGCUGCAGAGCGGCCGCUCCAUCGUGUACGAGGCGAGCCGCGACGUCCCCUCGGGCCGCGAGCUCCUCGUGUGGUACGGCGAGUCCGCCUACCUGCAGUUCCUGGGCAUCCCCGUGGGGCUCAGGCUCCCGACGGCCGCGGCCUCGAGUCCCGGAGCGGGCCCGGGACGCGGGCCGGGACCCGGGCCGGGCGGCGGAGACGCGGCGAGCCCCGCGAGCGGCGAGGGCUACCGCUGCGAGCGCUGCGGCAAGGUGUUCGCGUACCGCUACUACCGCGACAAGCACCUCAAGUACACGCGCUGCGUGGACCUCGGCGACCGCAAGUACCCGUGCAACCUGUGCACCCGCUCCUUCGAGAAGCGCGACCGCCUGCGCGUGCACAUCCUGCACGUGCACGAGAAGCACCGGCCGCACAAGUGCACCGUGUGCGGCAAGAGCUUCUCGCAGUCGUCCAGCCUCAACAAGCACAUGCGCGUCCACUCCGGCGAGAGGCCCUACAAGUGCGUCUACUGCAGCAAGGCGUUCACCGCGUCGUCCAUCCUGCGCACCCACAUCCGCCAGCACUCGGGCGAGAAGCCCUUCAAGUGCCGCCACUGCGGCAAGGCGUUCGCGUCGCACGCGGCGCACGACAGCCACGUGCGGCGGACGCACGCCAAGGAGAAGGCGAGCCUGGCGUGCGGAGCCUGCGGCAAAGCGUUUGCGCAGCCCUACGAGCUCAAGUUCCACCUCAAGAUACACGCCGGAGAAGGACACUGGACUUGCGGCGAGACGAUUGAGACGAUCCAGGCCGCACCGAACGGGGCGUCCGAUGAGUCGGGACCAAGACGCGAAGGCAUCGUCGCGAGCUCCGGGCCGCCGGUGACGAGGACGCUCGCCUUAGGUGGGCGGCCAUCACCGGGCCCUCUGGAGACGACUUGGUUCCUUGCCAGGCACCUGUCGGAGCGAGACGCCUACCUGGCCGAGGCACGCAACGGGGUCAAGGGGGGAGGAGGGGGGAGGAAACACCCCGCGAGACUCGGUGGCGAUACGAGCCAAGGCAAGCGAGACGACAUCCAGGUGCCCGGCCUACUGAGACAGGCCCUGCAAGGUCAUCCGGGCGUCUAG
Messenger RNA from Lethenteron reissneri (Far Eastern brook lamprey), 2283 nucleotides. Its product is annotated as histone-lysine N-methyltransferase PRDM9-like. Gene Ontology annotation, cellular component: nucleus. Gene Ontology annotation, molecular function: RNA polymerase II transcription regulatory region sequence-specific DNA binding; protein binding. NCBI's taxonomy places the organism in Eukaryota, Metazoa, Chordata, Hyperoartia, Petromyzontiformes, Petromyzontidae. Gene Ontology annotation, biological process: regulation of transcription by RNA polymerase II. The record is from RefSeq and is a predicted model, not a curated record.